Molecule: messenger RNA, 1274 nt
Organism: Daucus carota subsp. sativus
Lineage: Eukaryota; Viridiplantae; Streptophyta; Magnoliopsida; Apiales; Apiaceae
Exons: 6
Coding region: 85-1002 (305 amino acids)
Cellular component (GO): chloroplast
Source: RefSeq, a predicted model, not a curated record
CUUUAACUCUUUGAGCGUCAAAAGAAAAGGAAAACGCGGGAGUAAAAAGUAAAGCCAAAGCUUGAGCUGAGAGAUUAUCGGAGCAUGGCGGCCAUACAAAUACUCAUGGCAUGUCCAAAAUUACAACAAUUGCCACUACCACUCUCUCAAUCUCAAUCUCAUAGGCCUUUGCGUUCAUUUUUGUUAUUACAAUCACCAGCUUCUUCUUCUUCUUCUUCAUCUUCAUCCAAGAAGAAGCGGUUAGAGAUUAGGUGCCAGGCUGCUGAUGUUGAUGCUGAUUCCUCUUCGCAGCAGAUUUAUCAAGGCUUCUAUGGCCCUUGGUCUGUUGAUUCCUCCGACGUUCGCGAGGUUAUCUUAUAUAGAUCAGGUUUGGUCACUGCUGCUGCCUCCUUUGUGUUUGCCGCUUCCACAGCUUUCCUGCCUGACCAUUCCUUCCUCACUGAUCUGAUAAAAUCAAAUUAUGAUUUUCUCUAUGCACUAUGUGCUGCUGGUUUAGGACUAUCCUUGUUUCUGAUCCACAUCUAUGUAACUGAGAUUAAGCGCACUCUUCAACUAUUUUGGGGCCUUGGUGUUUUAGGAUCUUUAGCCACCAGUUUCACCCUUGCUGAACCAGCUGGUCAGAACUUGGUACAAUAUGUAGCUGACCACCCAACUGCUGUCUGGCUCGUUGGUCCACUCUUUGCUGCAUUUACAGGGCUUGUAUUUAAGGAAGGGCUUUGCUAUGGAAAGUUGGAAGCUGGAAUUCUCACAUUUGUAGUUCCUGCAGUUCUUCUUGGGCACUUGACAGGUCUAAUGGAUGAUGGACUUAAGAUUUCUUUACUUGGUCUGUGGACGGCUCUGUUUGUGAUUUUUGCCGGGCGGAAGUUCACUCAGCCAAUCAAGGAUGAUAUCGGUGAUAAGUCGGUCUUCAUGUUCAAUUCUCUGCCAGAAGAGGAGAAGAAGCUUGUAGUUGAGAAACUUGAACAGAGAAAUUAUACAGACAAUCUUGAUAAAAGGGAAUAAAAGACAGAAAGAAUAGCAUAAUAUGGUUGGACAGUUAUUCUUGAUAAAAGGGUAUAAAAGACAGAGAAAGAAUAGCAAAAUGUAGUUGCUCAGGUAAGCCUCUACAGGAUCCAUGUUCAUGUUACUUGUGAGAUUAGUAUAAGCUUUUGUAGACUCAUGCACUAAUUGUAAAUAUGUUCACUCUGUACGCACACAUGUAAAGAUGCUGCUGCAUAUUCUGGUUACACGGAUAACGGAUUAUCUGAUAUGAUGACUUCUCCAUAUUUUGAUAA